GUUCAUAUCUGAUAAGGUACAAGCUUCAUAACUGCUUCGUUGCUAAAGAAUUGAGUCAUUGACUUCAGAAAUCUUUCAGAAAAACUUGCAAUCGUCCAUAUAUUUCCAGAAGAACUCUCUCUCUCGAUCGAAUGAUGACGUACAUGGCCAAACACGUGACCACAUCGCUGUUGAUGCUGAUGGCGGCUGAAGCAUUUCUUGUCGACAACACCCACGACGAGACACUGCAGAGAGUGAUAACUGCCAUCGAGCAGCUCAACAGCAGACUACAGGCGGCCGAAGCCGCCCUGGCAGCAAGUAAAUACGGAUCUUGCCUUUGAUCAUGCCAAGUCUCUACACGGAGAAGCUGUCAAGAGACCGAAGUGACCUAACGACCCUGAAGUCGACGGCGUUGUCGGAUUUCAUCUGGUACGGGGACUGGGUAUUAGCAUUCCGGGCCACGCGAGGCAUCGGCAAACCUGUCUACGACACCUGGACAGCCGUUGGACGUCAUGACGACGACCCUGUGACCAGACUGGCUUUACCGUGUGGCUGCACCUCAGUAAACAGCUCCCUGCCCUGUGACAGACACUACCGCAGUCGUCUGCUGGACACCUGGCCGUCAGCAGCCAUAGACCAGGUGCGACUGGUGGUGUACGAUCACGGUGUUGAAAAGGCGCACGUGACGUUCAGAGGAACCGGCAGUACCUACAUGUCGUGGUUCUCGCUGGAUCGGGUAGUUGAGUCUUCGUGGGACGAUCUCACAACAGCAGCCACCGUCAACUCUUUCAGCAUUGAAGGAGAUUCACCAUCCGCAUAUCAUAGACGCUUCUACAUCAACCACGUCUAUAACGAAUGCCCUGGAGACUCCGGAUGGUUCGUGGUCAUUGAUCAGAUGACAGAUGUCUGUUCGUGGGCUAUCAAGAACUACUUCCCAGCUUUCCUGUACAGCCCCCAGACACACGUGAUCCUAGAUAGUGGUCUGGUAGAAGCUGAUGUCAUGGCAAUUUUUGUCAAGUUUCGCCAAUCCGCCAACCUCGGCGAUAUGUGCAUGAAAUAACUGUCAACGCCACACAGUGCGAAGUGUAUAUGAAGUGACUGUCAACAGCACCCAGUGACCACGUGACAACGUCAACACUAACUGUUGUACAGCAUAAUACUAUAAAAUAAAAUCGAACAUUAAUAGAA
Molecule: messenger RNA, 1167 nt
Organism: Pomacea canaliculata
Lineage: Eukaryota; Metazoa; Mollusca; Gastropoda; Architaenioglossa; Ampullariidae
Exons: 7
Coding region: 323-1039 (238 amino acids)
Source: RefSeq, a predicted model, not a curated record